Macadamia integrifolia is the source of this 1715-nucleotide messenger RNA. RefSeq names its product serine/threonine-protein kinase STY13-like. Bases 419 to 1489 code for a protein of 356 amino acids. The record is from RefSeq and is a predicted model, not a curated record. Lineage: Eukaryota; Viridiplantae; Streptophyta; Magnoliopsida; Proteales; Proteaceae. Gene Ontology annotation, biological process: protein phosphorylation. The transcript is spliced from 6 exons. Gene Ontology annotation, cellular component: plasma membrane. Gene Ontology annotation, molecular function: protein kinase activity; ATP binding.
GAAGAAACAGAGAGGGAGAGACUGCAACGGUGUUUAAUUUUGAUUUUCUAAAAUAGAAGAGAAGAGAAGAAAGAGGAAAUCGAGAUGGGUCAGUAACACACGUUGUGUGAAGGCAAUGCAUGUGGUGACACAUGGAUGACAGGGAGAGGAAGGAGAGACCGAGAGACUCAUAUAGAGAGAGAAACAGAGAGAGAGAAAUAGUUGACGAGAGUGUAAGAAGCAGAAGCGGCAAUGGCAGCAAAACCCGCGAUCCCUCUUCAUACUUGCUGCGCCCCCAACUAUACUCGCCUUUACCUUUCUUCUUUGCUGUUGCAGAGAUUUAGAGACUUAUAUGGUUGAUAAAGAGGAGGGUUUUUUUUUUUCUUUUCCUUUUCAGUGAUUUGAUUUUUAGUGCUUCUUGUUUGAGAGCAAGGCAAAUAUGAAGGAGAAUAGUGAUGUGUUUAUUAGGGCAGAUCAGAUCGACCUAAAGAGUUUGGAUGAACAGCUUGAACGGCAUCUGAAUCGAGCUCUGACCAUGGAGAAGAAGAAGGAGACUAAUAGCAGUAGACAAGAGUGGGAAAUCGAUCCUAGUAAGCUUGUAAUAAAGGGCAUUAUUGCUCGAGGCACCUUUGGCGUCGUUCACAGAGGGGUUUACGAUGGUCAAGACGUCGCAGUUAAGUUGCUUGACUGGGGGGAAGAAGGUUACAGAUCUGAUGCUGAAAUUGCUUCUCUAAGGCAAGCUUUUACCCAUGAAGUUGCUGUCUGGCAUAAGCUUGAUCAUCCUAAUGUAACGAAGUUUAUAGGGGCUACUAUGGGCACAUCAGAGCUGAAUAUACAAACAGAAAAUGGUCACAUGGGCAUGCCAAGUACUGUUUGCUGUGUUGUUGUUGAAUAUCUGCCAGGGGGUGCUUUAAAAUCAUAUCUCAUAAAGAACCGGCGGAGGAAGCUAGCUUUCAAAGUUGUUAUUCAACUAGCAUUGGAUCUUGCACGAGGGUUGAGUUAUCUUCACUCCCAAAAGAUUGUUCAUAGAGACGUGAAGACAGAAAACAUGCUUUUGGAUAAGUCACGCACUGUAAAAAUAGCUGACUUUGGAGUCGCUCGUGUUGAGGCUCAAAACCCUAAUGACAUGACGGGUGAGACUGGGACCCUUGGUUACAUGGCUCCUGAGGUACUCAACGGCAACCCGUAUAACAGGAAAUGCGACGUGUACAGUUUUGGAAUCUGCUUGUGGGAAAUAUAUUGUUGUGACAUGCCUUAUCCAGACCUGAGCUUCUCAGAAGUGACUUCAGCUGUUGUUCGUCAGAACCUGAGGCCAGAGAUACCACGUUGCUGCCCAAGCUCCCUGGCAAAUGUAAUGAAGCGAUGUUGGGAUGCAAACCCCGACAAAAGGCCGGAGAUGGACGAGGCGGUGUCCAUGUUGGAGGCAAUUGACACAUCAAAGGGUGGGGGAAUGAUACCACCUGAUCAGCAACAGGGAUGUCUGUGCUUCCGUAAAUAUCGAGGGCCUUAGGAAAGACAAUUCCUUGGAGUGAAGAAGACAAGAAUUGAUCAAGGUUAGGAGAAUCAGUUUGUAAUUUGAGAGGUCAAAGAAAAAUUGGGAUUUCAGAAUAGAAGAGGCAGUGGAUGGUGUGGUAUAGCCUGGGAGGAGCUCUGCAGCCUCUUGUCCCCUUUGUGGGAAUAAGGAUGUAAAAGUUUUUUUUCUUUUUUUAAUGAGAUAAAAGCUUUCAUUUUGUUCU